Molecule: messenger RNA, 1631 nt
Organism: Candoia aspera
Lineage: Eukaryota; Metazoa; Chordata; Lepidosauria; Squamata; Candoiidae
Gene: AGXT2
Product: alanine--glyoxylate aminotransferase 2
Exons: 14
Coding region: 21-1568 (515 amino acids)
Biological process (GO): glyoxylate catabolic process
Cellular component (GO): mitochondrion
Molecular function (GO): L-alanine:glyoxylate transaminase activity; pyridoxal phosphate binding
Source: RefSeq, a predicted model, not a curated record
GCUGCGGCGGCGGCGAAAAGAUGGUUUGCUUAGCUCGGCUGCUCUUCGCCCGUUUGCCCCGGCUCUGGGCCGGGAACAGGCCCUACGGGGCGCGGGUCCUCUCGGGGAGAGAGGCACAUCAGUACCAAGAACUAAAAAACUCUUUCUGCUUCCAAUCAAAAAUGCCUCCUUGUGCAUUUUUACCUGAAAAGUAUGAGUCCUAUCCUGAUGAACAAAUGCUGAAGAUCCGAAAAGAGAAAGUGUCCCCAUCGGUGAGCGCUAUUUAUAAGAAACCACUCCUGAUCCACCAAGGACACAUGCAGUGGCUGUUUGACCCUCAAGGACGGAGAUACCUUGAUCUCUUUGGUGGAGUUGCUACUGUCAGUGUUGGUCACUGCCAUCCGAAGGUGACCGCAGCUGCUCAGAGACAGCUUGGCCGCCUGGGACACACAAGCAACCUCUAUGUGCAUCCAGGAAUCCAAGAAUAUGCUGAGAAGUUGACUGCACUGCUUCCAGGCCCCUUAAAGGUAAUUUGUCUGACUAAUAGUGGUACUGAAGCCAAUGACCUGGCAGUGUUAAUGGCAAGACUUUUUACCCGCAAUGUUGACAUCAUCUGUUUGAGAGGAGGCUAUCAUGGAGGGAGUACAUACAUUAUGGGUGUCACAGCCAUUGGAAAGUACAAGCAUGGUGUUGCCAAUGGAGCCAACUGCCACUCGACAAUGUUGCCUGAUGUUUUCCGUGGUCUCUGGGGAGGAAGCCACUGUCGUGAUUCUCCAGUGCAAACAAUUCGAAAAUGCUCCUGUUCUUCAGCAACCUGCCAUGCAAAAGACCAGUACAUUGAGCAGUUCAAGGACACACUACAAACUUGUGUUCCAAACAAAGUUGCUGCAUUUAUUGCUGAGCCAAUUCAAGGUGUAAAUGGAGCUGUUCAGUUUCCCAAAGGAUUCCUAAAGGAGGCUUAUCAGCUGGUGCAUGAAAGAGGAGGUGUCUGCAUUGCAGACGAGGUUCAGACUGGAUUUGCUCGAACGGGCAGCCAUUUCUGGGGAUUUCAAGGGCACGAUGUCAUUCCGGACAUAGUCACCAUGGCCAAAGGAAUUGGCAACGGCUUUCCGAUGGCAGCGGUUGUGACUACGGCGGAAAUUGCACAUGCGUUGACAGAGAACCUCUAUUUCAACACAUUUGGAGGCAAUCCUGUGGCUUGCACAGUUGGAUCUGCAGUUCUGGAUGCAAUAGCAGAAGAUGGCUUGCAGAAAAAUUGCGAAGAUGUAGGAACUCACUUGCUCUUAGAGUUUGCUAAGCUGCGGGAUAAGUUUGAAAUUGUUGGAGAUGUCCGUGGCAAAGGACUUAUGAUUGGGAUAGAGAUGGUCAAGAACAAGGAAACUCGCCAGCCGCUUCCAGCUGAAGAGAUGAACGAGAUUUGGGAAGACUGCAAAGAUAUGGGAGUGCUGAUUGGUAAAGGAGGAAUGUAUUCACAGACAUUUAGAAUUAAACCUCCUAUGUGCAUUACUCAAGAAGAUGCAGAUUUUGCAGUGGCUGUCUUUCAUGAAGCCUUAAUAAGACAUAUGGGAAGAACAACAGCUGAAAAAUAGGAGUCCCUUCCCCCUGGACUUGAAAUGCAUUGGGCUCACUGUGAAUAAAUCAGUGAACCAGAA